Oryctolagus cuniculus (rabbit) is the source of this 1291-nucleotide messenger RNA. RefSeq names its product serine protease 58. Gene Ontology annotation, molecular function: serine-type endopeptidase activity. Gene Ontology annotation, biological process: proteolysis. Lineage: Eukaryota; Metazoa; Chordata; Mammalia; Lagomorpha; Leporidae. The record is from RefSeq and is a predicted model, not a curated record.
AGGGAAGGAGGAAGUCAGUGGGACAUCUGGAGGAGGAGGAUGCCAGACACACCGUGCAGGGAAGGAGCCAGAGAAAGGAAGCGAGAGGCCGGAGGGGUGGCACUUGACUCACUAACACCACAGGCGUGACUCCACAGAAGCUUCUCCUGGCUCCUGCUUUUUCCUAAACAAGGUGGAGAAAGCGCAGAUUCCUAAGCCAGGUUGUCAGAACUGCUGACUGAGAGGGCGAGCAGCUGUGUGCUGUGCUGGACCCUCCAUUCUACACCGAGUCAGCGUGGGAAGGACAGACCUCUAGUGGCAGAUUUCUGCAGAUUUUCAUUUCCAGUCCUCCCACCUGCACCCUCUCACGUGUUCAGAAUCCGCAAGCAGGAUAUAGAUCUUGUCCACGUGCUGUGCCUGUUCAUUCCCUCGACAGCUUUAUCCUCCAGACAGGAUUCAGGUGUCAAGAUGAAGUUCUUCAUCUUAUCUACCUUGUUCCUGGUGACUGGUGCUGUUUUCUUUUUUGAUGAAGACCUGCAAGAAUCAGAUAAUCUUCUCUACUUAAUGUACCUGAAUUCCAGUUACCAGCCCUGUGUGGGGACUCUGAUUGCUCCUAAGUGGGUAUUAACAGCUGCACAAUGCUUCUUACCAGAUCUCCAGAUUUUCUUUCACGGUGGUUCUAGAGUUGUUCAAGACUCUUCUGGGGAGAUUCUGUCUUAUGAGAAGAUCAUAAUUCACCCAAACUUCACUGUCACUUCCCCUAAAAAUGACCUUAUGCUGAUAAAGUUGUCAAUGUCUCUCACCUUCUUCUAUAACAUGGAAUUUCGGUUGCCUACUUUCAAGAUGAGUGGAGUUAACAGCUGCUUAAUUCCUACGUGGGUACAGAAUAAAGAAUACGAUGGAAAUUCAGAGUUCGUCCAGCAUACCAUUAAGACUUUCAUGCAUUCUGAUGCAAACUGUGCAAAAUUGCUGGGUAGCAAAUUCCUGGAAGACAUGUUUUGUGUGGGCUUCGUUCCAGGAAGCAGAGAGUACUGCCAGGGAAUAAGAGCUGCACCAGCUGUAUGUGGCAACGAAUUACAAGGAAUCAUGUCCUGGGAAACUGGCUGUGUUCUGAUGGGAUACAUUAGUGCCUUCACUAAUAUCUAUAACCACCUUCCUUGGAUUAACAGCAUUAUUAAUACGAAAUAAGCUGAUUCACACCUCCACGGACACCCUCCCCCUCAGCUGAUCUAUGGAAACCACACUGGGCAUCUAGUCCCAACCUUUGAGAAGAUCCAGGUUUAAUUAAAACUGCAAUAGGGGUCAUUGAUAA